AUGCGUUCGAGUUUCAAUUACUUUACUUCUAACACAAAAGUACCAAGUGUAUAUAGCUCGUCGCCUUUUUCUUCCAAUGCGUCUGCUAGCGCUUCCACUUCGAGUAAAUAUGAAUCACAUUUCUUACCUGCAGGUACUUCAAAUAGAGAACAAACUUCAUUUUUGCGUGAUUAUUCAGGCAAAGAUUCAGCAAAUAGAGAAUCCGCACUGUCGACAUCCCGUCUAUUUUCUCGUAGGUUGUCUGGGGACCGUAAGACCCUUAGUGGUACAGAAUCCUCGAAAACAACAGUUAGUGAUGAGACCGAUACUCUUUUAAAGCUUUAUGGGGUUAGAAAAGGUUCGGCAACUGAGAGUCCCACCCAGAGCCUCCUGAAACAGCGUAGACAACAACAGUCGGAUCCAGACGGUGGGUUUACUACUGCACGAAGAAAGCAAGACAACGGUGGCUCUGAGGGACUGUUGAGUGGCGAUGGGCCCAGUGCAUCUCGUCCUCUUGAAAAAAAGGAAUUCUCAUCACGCAUGCAUGAAGAGAUUCAGGACAUUACCCAAAAUGAAUAUAUAAGCCGUUUGCUUGCCGCACACAAUCGCGUGGACGACCUCUUAAGGUCUAGAGGUUUGAGUGCCGAAGAUGAGUCCAAGUACCUACGAGCGUGGGAGGAGAUACCAAUUAUUCGUGAAGAACGCUUUCACCGAGGAAGGACAUCUAGCGAUUCUGGCCUGUCCACUGAUGAUGAGAGCGAACGUAACAACUUGGAGAACAAGGAAGAAAUCGACUGUAACGUAGAAUUCUGUAAGCAAGAAUCGUUUGAUGUCUGCACAAAAGUCUUCGUUAGUCCCUCCCCUCGUUUGCAGUCGAUGCUGUGCUGCCAGGCUCCCAGUAGCAGCACCUCCAGUGUAUCCCUUGCUUUAAGCCAGAAGCAAGCACUUGGAGAAGAAUGCAGGCCUGUAGUUGUCAAAUCGAAUCGAAACGAAGCGCUCAACUACGCUUGUGCGCGUCCAGCCCAUUCUGCGCGAACUACCUCCCACGCUUUGACGCGCAAGCAACAGUCAAAUACGGCCAAGAAAACAAUGAGAAACACUGAAAAAAGCGAAAAAGUCAACGCAACGUUUGACGUCCGUAAACCAAUACAGUUGAAACGUCCUCUCACUGAGCACAAAUCUGAAAGAGCAACCAACGAUGGAUCAGCAGGAAGAUCACUGAGGAGUCAUCAUUGUGGGUCUCUGAAGCACGGACACAAAAUAGAGGAAGAUAAACCUGUCACUAUUGCGGAGCAGCAAAAAACCUUGCUGUGUAGGCUUAAACGCAAGCCAUCUUCGGUGUCGUCUACGGCUGAGAUUUCCAUUCAGCACUGCAGCUUCUACCAGGCUUCUACGAGAACAGUAGAAUCUUUUCCAGAGAGGAAUGUUAGGAUGAAUUUAAGGCUUACAGAACGUGCACCUAAUAAGUGUUCCGCAGCAAUCGUGCUACCGACAUGCACUCGUCCCCAAUUCGUCCACAGGUCUGUCGUUUUCGGGAGAAAGGAAGUAGUUCCUUGGUCUAGGACAGUGUCACAGGAUGUCACUGCACGGAAGAAAGUUGGGAAAUUGGAUCGCUCUGUAGCGGUUGAAGAAUCGAAAGAAGGAAAGCGACAGCGAAAGGUGAAUCGUCUGAUCAUCCCGAAAUUUUUCCUGCAGCCGAAGUUUGAUGCUGCGGAAGCGCUGAAUAAACUCGAUAAGGACAAAAAAGCGGGAACGGAGGCGGAGAAAAUCCCAACGAAGUCAAUUGAGGAGAUUGCCCCAGCCGGACCACCCUCAGAGAAGUCUAACGUUGACAGCAUAUAUCAGGGAAACGCAUUCCUUCCCUCUCUCAGCUCUUUAAACACUCCAAGCUCCCUAGAUCAGACCGCGACAUCUAGAGGAGCUACGAUGUGUCAAGGAAGCAAAAUCGCGGAGUUCUCUUAUGCUGAUCAUCUGCUUGUAGAACAGUUCAGAAGGACUAAGUACAUACCUCGACCAAAAGCACUCCAGCAACGUGCUUCGCCGCCGCAGAAAGUACUGCCUGGAGUGAGCCAGAUACUAUUGCCUUUACCUUCACAAGCAGAAUUUUUGCGCUUUCCCACACCGCCGCGAAUACCGCCGCAAGCCCAUCGCCACUCUCCGCCACCUUGUCUGAAAAGGGUGUAUCGCAGCGUGAAACAAUUCUCGAAGAGGGACCAUCUGUUGGAGUGUCCUUCUUUGAGGAAAGUUGAUCAUGCUGUUAAAAAGAAACUCAAAAUCAGACGACCUAAACGAUGGACACCACGUUGGAGAAGAAAGUGCUCUGGUGAGGAAGUAGAGGAAGAAGAAGUUGAAGAAGAAGAGGCCGAGGGAUCAGUCAACGCCCAAAAGAGUAAGCAGCGCCGGCAUAAAGUGAAGACUUCUCAAGAAGACGAUGAUGGCAUGACUGAAGCAGAAAAAGCUAUAGCGGCCUCAAAGAAGCGCCAGGUGGAGGAGCAGCAGAAGCUUCUUCAAGAAUACGACGAGAGUCGACGUGUAGAAAGAGAGAAAGAAGAAGAAGAGCUAAAGAAACUAAAAGAGAAACAGGAGAAACGAAGACUGGAGAGAGAACAGGAGGAACGCGCUGAGGCUGAACGUCGGAAACAAGAAGAGGAUCGACGUCGUAAGGAGGAAGAAGAGCGGAAAGCGAGGCAGGAGGAGGAGAAACGAAAGAAAGAAGAAGAGAAGAUGAAAAAGCAACAAAUGACCGCCCAGUUUGCGACUCCUGCUGGACAGGGUGGCCGAAAUUUCAUUAUUCCGAAAAAAUCCGAGAAGAACCGCAACGACAAAUUUGGCAAUAUUGUUCAAGCAAAGCAGGAAAUGGGUAUGACUAAAGAGCAGCAAGAGGAGGCGAAGAGGGCCUUCCUUGCUGCCGUUGACAAGAGCAUUCCAAUCUCCUCCGACUUGCCUCCUGACGACCUUAAAACAAAGAUUAAAGAACUGCACCAACGAAUAUGUAAACUUGAAGCGGAGAAGUAUGACUUAGAAAAACGGCAUGAACGCCAGGAAUACGAUCUGAAAGAACUGAAUGAACGUCAACGUCAGGUAGCGCGUAACAAUGCUCUGAAGAAAGGAAUCGAUCCUACUGACGCCGCUUCUUCGAAGUAUCCGCCAAAAGUUCAAAUAUUCUCCAAGUAUGAUCGCCAAAUUGAUCGCCGUAAUUUCAUGGAACGCCGAAGUAUGUAUGACAAUAAGAAUGCUUAUCCCUGUUUCCCUGGUGUUCCUCCACCACCGGCUGUUUACGAAAAGGUGAUCCUGAAACUCGAUGCCGAAAGGGAUGAAGAAGAAGCAGAAGUCGAGGAAUAUGAGGAGUAG
Molecule: messenger RNA, 3330 nt
Organism: Necator americanus (New World hookworm)
Lineage: Eukaryota; Metazoa; Nematoda; Chromadorea; Rhabditida; Ancylostomatidae
Exons: 13
Coding region: 1-3330 (1109 amino acids)
Biological process (GO): regulation of muscle contraction; muscle contraction; sarcomere organization
Cellular component (GO): troponin complex
Molecular function (GO): tropomyosin binding
Source: RefSeq, a predicted model, not a curated record